This is a messenger RNA of Anopheles funestus (African malaria mosquito), 3604 nucleotides long. RefSeq names its product barH-like 1 homeobox protein. The coding region runs from base 2018 to 3553 and encodes 511 amino acids. NCBI's taxonomy places the organism in Eukaryota, Metazoa, Arthropoda, Insecta, Diptera, Culicidae. Gene Ontology annotation, biological process: regulation of DNA-templated transcription. Gene Ontology annotation, molecular function: DNA binding; DNA-binding transcription factor activity, RNA polymerase II-specific. The transcript is spliced from 2 exons. The record is from RefSeq and is a predicted model, not a curated record.
AGACUUAGACACGGACCCACCUCGCCACGAAGGACAAACAGUAGUGGUGGUGUCGUAAAACGAGGAAAGCGUUCCUUGAUUUACGAUGGAUUACAACAUAACCGGGUGAAAAUCUCCUCCACCACUAAACAACAAUCCCGUGAAUGAAAAAAAUUCACCCGGAACAAAAAGGAAAUGAUCUCUUAGUAAACAUCAAUUAGGCUGCAUCGUUUGUUCGUUCCCACAAAAAUUUUCACACCACCGCAGCUCCUUCGUGCUUUUCCAUCGACCCCGCAACGUAUUCCAAACGGUACAGCACAAAACCGUAAUCAAUCUGCUCACUGUGACAGAAUCCAUUUUUCUUGCUCUUUUAGUUGUUGUUAGAAUUUGUGAGAUUCAUGGUUGCGUGCUUACUUAAAUUGGAUAAAUCAAAUACAUUUUCACCAACCAGUCCCCUUUACCUAUGGCAUAUCGAAGGGCGUUUUUAUCUUUCCCCUUGGCAGCGGGAGUUGAGCAGUUAUGCAGUUUUACCUUGGGCGCAGGGAUUUAUGAAUCAUGAGUCGACCAAAUUUUAGUGUUACUUUGCACGGUGGUUACUGAAAUGGUUACGGCGCGGUUCGUCUGGUGGGCGGUAUGUGCGAUGAUAAUGGAUGAAAGAAGGGUAGCACUUUGUUACCGCAACUGUUAAAUACUCAUAAUGUAAUAGUAAUAGGAAGGAACUGAGACGUUUAGUCAAAUCAUAAGUAAGGCAAGGUAGAAGCUCUUUACGUAAUAGGUACGGUUAGAUGUUUUCGAGUAUUUUAUUGGGGAAAUGUUAGAUUUGGUAGGAUAAUGAUUACUUCCUCAUCAUCAAAUAGUUCCAUUCGCGACAUCGUCUUAUCUCAGUUCGUAGAAUUUUAUUGAACAUUCUGUACAGGACCAUCCGUGAAGCUGCUGGUUGGCUGGACCCCGUAGACUUCAGUUAUCGUCAGUAAAAUGGGUGCUAAAUUGCACGUCAGUUCCCACCAACAACAAAGGAACCAACGUGUAAGGCACACCACGUGUGUUUGCGUGCUCCAACAGAUAGGCGCGAAACGCGAAGUGCGGUGGAUGGGACGAAAUCUCACCUGGAAAAGCAUUAAAAGCACCGGCAGGUUCCGCUUGUCUGCGUCCUCCCGUGCCUUUCUGGUUUCUUCUGCGCUUGAACCGUGCAGAGAACACACACAGCCGGUCAUGAAGAAGGAAGCCAUCUAUAUAGCGUGCGCUAGCGCGAAAAAAAGGGUCUGUGGAAGGUUUCCAUAUUUCAUCGCGCGUAUUGCAUGGCUGAGCGCGGUGGGAUGGCCCCCGUGACCGUUUUGGGUGAAGGAUAGGAAAGGAUGGAUGAUGAAUGAAUCGUGCCACGAUUGGUCUUUUGGCUGGUGGAUGCUGUGCACCGUCAUGGCGAAAGAGAUCACUGGCUGAGCGCUUCGUUUUUAGUUUCGUUUGCUUGUUUUUUUUUCUUCCCCCAUCUUCAAUGUUCCAGCGAGCGUGCGGACAAUCCAUCUCGUUCGCUCCGGUCUGGUUGCCGCCUGUUUCUUCAGUUUUAUGUCUUGGGACACAUAUUUCUCACCUAUAGUGGCGAGUAUUUUCGGUUAAGCGUCGUGGACAUCGUUGAGCGAACACCGCGGGCUGGUCUGCUCAUUCCGUUCACGGUUCAGUGACGAGCAGUUGCAGACGAGUAAUUAUUGCGAUAAUGUCAUCCUGCGUGUUGGGAAGGUGAUAUACACACAUCUUGUUUGUUUGAGUGUUUGGAUCAUUAUGCAAAACAUAUUUGCGGACUGAGUUUUUUGGCUGAUGUUUAAGUGAUUAUUUAUCGACUGUUAGUGAUCAGGCGGGGAUCGUUCGUAGUGUCGUGCAUUUAGUGAAGAAUUUAGUGUAUAUACUGGUUUCUUAAAUGGUGUAUGGCAAAUGAAGUAAGAUAAAAUAGCUCUUAAAGGCCGUCUGUUUUCCACCGAAGCAAUCAAUUGUUGUGCUCAAUCAAUCGCAAUUGUUUAAAGUGUGACGUGCUAUAAGAAAUACAAUGAGCAACAACACCAUCCUCAAUCGUAGUACUACACUUACAUCCGAUUCUGACCAUGAAGAGCAUGAAUCUGUUGCGAACGUAACGUCCGAGAAGAAACUGCAGUUGUUAAGGACGAACAAUCUUGGCUGGUCCUCAGUCGAUGGCAUGCCGUCCGCUUCGAACAGUACGAUAUUUUCAGAUGGCUGUUGCAUUAACAUCGAUUCCAACAUGUCCGCCGAUGUUGGACAUCAAAAAUCACUUCCAAGCUUCUACAUCGAACGGUUGCUCGGUUUCGGUGCGGACCAUGCUUCAUCCACUGCUGCUGGCUGCCAUUCCAAAGUGGAUCCCCUGAUGGAGACACUGCUGAGCGUUUCAAAAUUGAGCACAGGGGAAAAAAGUACUGUUUCGACCGGUACACCGGCAAGCCUUUGCUCAACACCACCAUCCGGAAGUGCCAUCUCCAUUGCCAGCGAACGGGAAUGGUGCGGUGCGUCCAACUCGCUGGCAGCAUCGUCCCCGAUCGGGUCUCCACCACCGGAACAAACUGUACCGAGAUCGACACUGGAGUCAGAGUCGGAAUCCUCGUACAAUCGGUCCUGUCUCGCCUCAAUAGUCUACAAUCAACCAGCGCAACAAUCAAUGCCGGGACGUAAGGUUAACACCGUGUAUAUAGCCUGGCCGGAAGGACGAACGCUGGAAGUAAAUUUGAAUCGCUUUCAGCGGAAGGUUCUGUCACACGGUGGUACGCACGAAUUGGCAACGUACGGCAAAUGGCCACCGGAACCGGGGACGGGACAUUUACUGCAGGAGCGUCCGUCACACAAACCAAAUCUUACCAAACUCAACAUCAGUGGUGAUCCAUACUUUCAUUUGCAAGCAUCCUCACUGGUGAAGCGUUAUCGGAAACAGAACCGGGAAAGGAAACCGCGUCAAGCGUACAGCGCGAUGCAGCUCGAACGUCUCGAGGACGAGUUCCAGCGUAACAUCUACCUGAACGUAAACAAGCGCUUCGAGUUGGCGCAAUGUCUCGGGCUUACCGAAACCCAGAUCAAAACCUGGUUCCAGAACCGGCGCACCAAGUUUAAGAAGCAGCAAGACUCACGCAACAAGCGCGAACAGCGACAGCAGGCACAGCUGAUCGCACAAUGGUUGUUUCAGCCACAGCAAGUCGGUACGAUUCCGCUGGACGGUCAGUUUCAACCGCUGGCCCGGUUGCCCGUGCUUCCCGCACACCGGUCAUCCCUGGCGCUCGCACAAAGUACGCUCCAGUCGGCACUGAUGGCACCGUACCAUCUGUUACCUCCUGCCGCACCAUUGACGGUACCGUUGCAACAGUCGCAACAGCAGCGUGCCCUGGAGAAAGGAUCUCGCAUUGUUGCACCGGUCUAUACGGUGCGCUCACCAAACGGUGCACCAGUGUAUCCCUCCCGAGUGCCAUUUGCAACAUGCAUGGUACCGUUGGGUACCGCUAACGGUAAGGAACCGGGUGAAAUAUCUGCCAAAGGUUCACCGGAAACGAUAGCGCCGGAUGAGAAGGAUAGCGUGCAAUGCUAGUUGAAUCGAUCAAUUUGUUUUAUCGCCAAACUAGUAAAAUGGUACCCAGUA